This is a messenger RNA of Parathielavia appendiculata, 483 nucleotides long. RefSeq lists its product as uncharacterized. The record is from RefSeq and is a predicted model, not a curated record. The transcript is spliced from 3 exons. NCBI's taxonomy places the organism in Eukaryota, Fungi, Ascomycota, Sordariomycetes, Sordariales, Chaetomiaceae. The coding region runs from base 1 to 342 and encodes 113 amino acids.
AUGGAGCCAGAUUUUGCCGAUCUCCGGCUCUCGGGCUCUGGCCUGUAUUGGGUGAAAGACACGAUUGAGAUGCGCUACACCGGAAUCAAGGAUAUCCUCUGGAAGAGGGAGCUGAAGUGCAGACUACAGAAGGCUUCGGUACGAACCAUGAGUCUCAAACGGCCAUCUCCAACAAUAUUUGUUUGCUUCGGCGGACGCUUUAUGACGGACUGGAACCAUGGUGAUCAGAUCACCCCUACAAAGGGAGAUCUCGAACAGUCUGAGCUGGUCAGCCUGGUCAGUCCUAGCCAGCUGCCUAGCGCAAUAUGGUGCAUGUGGCACUGGGAUUCGCUCCACUUGUGACGAGCUUUCGAUGCGACGUGAUCCGUCUGUAUACCACGCUUGGAAGUGUGAUUAUGACGAACUCCGAUGAAAAAGGAAAAUCAGGUAAGAUUGAAGGAUGACGCGGCCACGAAUAAACACGGCAACAUUCUGUAUCUCAAA